Capronia epimyces CBS 606.96 is the source of this 477-nucleotide messenger RNA. RefSeq lists its product as uncharacterized. Bases 1 to 477 code for a protein of 158 amino acids. The record is from RefSeq and is a predicted model, not a curated record. The transcript is spliced from 2 exons. Lineage: Eukaryota; Fungi; Ascomycota; Eurotiomycetes; Chaetothyriales; Herpotrichiellaceae. Gene Ontology annotation, biological process: adenosine 5'-(hexahydrogen pentaphosphate) catabolic process; diadenosine hexaphosphate catabolic process; diphosphoinositol polyphosphate metabolic process. Gene Ontology annotation, molecular function: bis(5'-adenosyl)-pentaphosphatase activity; diphosphoinositol-polyphosphate diphosphatase activity; bis(5'-adenosyl)-hexaphosphatase activity. Gene Ontology annotation, cellular component: nucleus; cytoplasm.
AUGGCCAAGGAGUUGUCUAUGACCUCUCGUGUUGGAUCCGACAAUCAACGUUAUGGUCCUAAAGGCGAGAGACUGGUGGCCGGUGUCGUUCCUCUGUCCCCGGACAAAACCCGGGUGCUCCUAAUCCAGUCUACUCACCGCAACGGGUGGGUCCUUCCUAAAGGGGGGUGGGAAUUAGACGAGGCAACGGCAUCGGCGGCUGCUUGUCGAGAGGCUUGGGAGGAAGCUGGCAUCAUCUGCAAGGUGGAGAGGGAUCUGGGACACAUUCCUGAUACAAGACCGACGACCGCCGUGACCAAGAAUGCCCCCAAAGCCAGCUACCAAUUCUUCGAAGCCACCGUGACCGAGGAGAGGGCGGAUUGGCCCGAGAAACACAAACGAACUAGGCAGUGGUACGCUUAUGCCCAAGCAGUUCAGCUUUUGCAUUCACGCCCGGAGUUGUUGGAAGCACUGAGAAGGAGUUCGGUGAGAAAAUAA